AUGAUCAGAUCACCGAUACACAAGCAGGAGCUUACAAGAAUCCAAAAAAUCAGUGGCUAUCAGGUAGAUCUUACACGUACCUUCACGUUCCGUAACUCCAAGCAAACCUAUACAGGCAUCCCCAUAAUCGUAGCAAAUAUGGACACUGUGGGCACUUUUGAAAUGGCACAAGUUAUGACUAAAUACACAAUGUUUACUGCAAUACACAAGCAUUACUCUCUAGAACAAUGGAAGCUGUUUGCAAGUGAUCACCCAGAAUGCCUAGAGCAUGUAGCAGUGAGUUCAGGCAGUGGGAUGGCAGACUUUGAGAAGCUGAUAAACAUCAUUGAGGCCAUUCCCCUUAUCAAAUACAUCUGCCUGGAUGUGGCCAAUGGUUAUUCAGAACACUUUGUGGAAUUUGUGAAAGCUGUCCAUGUCCGGUUCCCAAAGCACACCAUCAUGGCAGGAAAUGUGGUAACAGGAGAGAUGGUGGAAGAACUUCUUCUGUCUGGAGCAGACAUUAUUAAAGUAGGAAUUGGACCAGGUAAGCUGGUUAAAAGUGUAUAUGCUCAAAUUACUCGCUUAUUCAUUUAUGUCAGGAGUAUUUUCUUUGUAUUCUUACUGCCUAUAACAGUGCUCUUGUCUCCAUCCUUUAUUCAGGAUGGAGGAUGCAGCUAUCCAGGUGAUGUGGCCAAAGCUUUUGGAGCUGGUGCUGAUUUUGUGAUGCUGGGAGGCAUGUUUGCAGGACAUGAUCAAUGUGCUGGAGAGGUUAUAGAAAAAAACGGUAAAAAAAUGAAGCUUUUCUAUGGGAUGAGCUCUGACACUGCUAUGAAGAAGCACGCAGGUGGUGUUGCAGAAUACAGAGCUUCAGAGGGCAAAACAGUGGAAGUACCCUACAGAGGAGAUGUAGAAAAUACCAUCCGUGACAUCCUGGGUGGUCUCCGUUCUACUUGUACCUACGUGGGAGCUGCCAAACUCAAAGAGCUUAGUCGAAGGACAACUUUUAUUCGGGUAACUCAGCAGCACAGCCAACUCUUUUCUUAGCCAAAGAAGAAAACACUGGGUCUUUGGAGAUGUGAAAUUUGCUAAGUUCUCUUUCUCCUCCACCUUUUCUUUUUUAUUUUGCAGGAAGGGGAGGCGAUUAAAUAGCUUCCUGCUGACAUAUUCCAAGCUAGGAAAGAAGCAGGUUGCUUAAUACCAUUGAUUAUUGUAGUGGUGUGGGCCUGAUGAGGACAAGCCAUAAACUGCCUCUGUAUCCAUGAUUAUACUUUUGUUCAGAAUUCAGUGGUAUUAUUUUUAUAUCCCUGCCUAUGUAAAUAAGAAAUCUAGUUUGAUCUUUAAGUACGACCCAUCAUAAGGACCUAGAUCUCCAUUCAUAAAGUAUUUGUUGGAUCAGCCCUAUUACCAGUAUAAGCAAAGCCAUUCAGGGUUUUAUAUUCAAAGUUUCAACUACUCCUGCAAUGUGUGGUGAAAAGUCAGAAGAACAGGAGAGCAACUCUGAGGCCCAGAAAACCCUCACUGCAUGGAUACUGCCCCAGCAUGCCAGCCUUGGAAUAGCACUUACAGAAUGAAAAAAUGCUGUUUUAUUUUCACAGAGGCAUCAAGUGCUCAAUUUUUAAUGUGUGUUGAUUGUACUUAAAAUGGUUCUUAAAAUGGUUGAUGAAAUAGUUAGACUCAAUUUAUUGUAAUGCUUUGUUAGGGAAUAGGUUUCAACAUUGCAAAUGGAGAUGCCCUUUCUGUUCAUUCAUAUCAUUUUAAAGAAGAAACAUUUAAACUAAUGAUGGUGGCUAUCUUUCUUAAAUUCCUUUGGGUGAAGACAAAGAAGGCACUACAGCUUCACAUCUGAGCCUACUGUGCAGAGCCAAAUUAAAAAAACCAUUCAUCAAAAAAAGAUCAAGUGUUUUCUAAAACUACGAAACAGAUGUAGAGAUGUUUCUAUGUAAUUGAGCAGUCUCAAAUACAGAUUGAUUAGCUCCAGUCAAACCCAAUUCAUAAGCAUUGGGCAGGAAAAUCAGGUUUAACUUUCACCAGGCCCCCGUGUCCAGCCCUUUUACUUUCUUGUGUACAUAACAUGUAUCACUGCAUUCAUUUCUAUUAAAGAAGAUUCAACAUCUGCUGUUAUGAAAUUGUUGAAGUAGGGUCAAGACUGACCUCCUCUCUUGUCAGAGAGGAUGGGGUGGGGGUGGGGGUUUAAUUACUUCCUGUGAGUCACUGCAAACCAGCAACCUUCUUUAGAAACAUCAAUUUUAAUUUUAAUCAGAUAGAAUAUGUGGGCAUAGCAGGGAGGCAAGAGAUAUAUGGCAAGGGAGCAAUUGAGUAUAGUAAGGAACAAUCCCCCUGUCAUUUACUGAUUAUUUUACAUAGACAGAUGAUCUAGCUAAGAAAUAGGCAAAUUAUC
Python bivittatus (Burmese python) is the source of this 2377-nucleotide messenger RNA. The record is from RefSeq and is a predicted model, not a curated record. Lineage: Eukaryota; Metazoa; Chordata; Lepidosauria; Squamata; Pythonidae.